Molecule: messenger RNA, 2883 nt
Organism: Penicillium samsonianum
Lineage: Eukaryota; Fungi; Ascomycota; Eurotiomycetes; Eurotiales; Aspergillaceae
Product: oxysterol-binding protein related protein OSH3
Exons: 2
Coding region: 1-2883 (960 amino acids)
Biological process (GO): exocytosis; endocytosis; ER to Golgi ceramide transport
Cellular component (GO): perinuclear endoplasmic reticulum; intracellular membrane-bounded organelle; cytosol
Molecular function (GO): sterol binding
Source: RefSeq, a predicted model, not a curated record
AUGGCGGCCAUGGAAGAGCUGGAGAUUCACAGCAAGUCGUACUUUGUACGUUGGAUCAAUGUCAGCGCCAACCACACCAUCUCUUGGAGUAUUCAACCACACAAGAAGUCCGUCAACUUUGGCAUCUUCAAACACCCAGGCCAAUCCUCUGCUCUGAGCUCCCAUCUUCCUGCCUCCGAUUCCCAGAGCACCGAUUCCACUGAGAAUCUCCCCGCAACGGCGACGACUGCCGGCGCGCGGCAACAACAAUCUGCCGUCAUCGAGAAGCUAACGGGAAUUGGGCUCAAAACAAUCAAAUGGACGGGCAAGUGUGAAGCAGACAAGAUUACCCAGGGGACCUACGAUGUGCCGUUCAGCGAAGGAGGCAACUAUGCCCUCGUUUUCGAUAACACAUUCUCCAAACAAAUCUCCAAGACCUUGACACUUGUCCUCCUCACCUAUCCGACCGGCCUUCAACCACAUAGCUCCGCAUCGAUUGCUACACGAUCUCAGCCAGGGGCAUCGACAGAAUCGCUGCCGCAGCCCAAGACCCGCCGACGAGGCAACAGCCGAGCCACGCUCAACUCGCAGCACGUCGACGUGUCGAACUCAAGUGUUCACACAGGAUUGCUGCAGAAGCGGCGACGAAAGCGUCACCAGGGCUGGGCACGCCGGUUCUUUUCUCUGGACUUUACCUCUUGCACGCUGUCAUACUAUCAUGACCGCAACUCGUCCGCGCUGCGAGGCGCGAUCCCGCUCUCGCUAGCGGCCGUUGCGACCAACGAAAAGUCCCGUGAGAUCUCUAUUGAUUCCGGCACCGAGAUCUGGCAUCUGCGCGCCAGUAACGAGCACGAAUUUGCUGCAUGGAAGGGUGCCCUCGAGAGAGCUUCCUCUAAGGAAGCUUCUAAGGGCGCACACAAUGCCGGUCUAGGUGCCCCUCCGGAGCUGCGGCUUUACGCUCCAUCGCAGCCCUCCCCGGCGGAGGAGAGUGAAUGGACUCGUGCUGAGAGCCUUAUCAGCCAUCUUUCCGGAUCGCGGGAUGCGAUACGCCGGCUUGCCAAGGAUACCGACCCCAAGUAUCUUGCCUCGCCUCUCCCAACUCCUGUCAACCGGCCUCGUUCGCGUGGCCGGUCCCCUAGUCCCCAGCGCAGUACUCAUGAGACUGCUCCCAGUGAGACGGAGGCCAAGCGGCCGUUCUGGAAGCGCAAGACAAGUGGACAGUCGAAUGCCACCGGCAAGCGACCACCGGCCACGACCACGAACUCCAGUUCCUCGCAGCUUGUGGUACCUGCUACUGACGGCAAGGGGAAGCCUGCCAGUGUCACCAGUCACAUGGACUGCGUGGAUGAGAUCCAUGACCAUUUGAUGGCGGUACUGCGCGACCUUGACAAUGUGGUCUCUGAGUUCUCCACGCUGAUUACCGAGAGCAAGAAGCGACGGCACCCGCCUCAGCCAUCUAUGGUUCCCCGGCGGAGCAUGGAGUCUGACAUGUCGCAAGAAUUCUUUGAUGCGACAGAUGGAGGUGGUGACAGGUCUCCCCUCCUGACCAUCCAUGACAGCGACGACGAAGGGCCCGAAGAGGACCGGCCUGCCUCUGCUGCCGAGGAAGUCGAGGACGACGCACCCUCUGACAGCGACGGUGAAUCCGAUGCGGCAGCAACUCGCCAGGAAAGCGGCAGCGCAUCGGGUUUGUUCCCGGUCAAGCCCAAAUCAUUGAUCCCGCUGCCCCUAGACCCCAUAAAACGCCGCGCAAACAUCCUCGCCCCGACAGUUCUGCCCCCAAGCUUGAUUGGGUUCCUGCGCAAGAACGUCGGAAAGGACUUGUCCACAAUCUCGAUGCCCGUGUCCGCAAACGAGCCCAUGUCUCUCCUGCAACGCGCCGCUGAGGUCCUGGAGUACUCAAAUCUGCUUGACCAAGCCACCAAAUCCACAGACCCUGUCGAGCGCUUGAUGUACGUAACCGCCUUCGCAGUAUCCUCCCUCUCGAGCAACCGCGUCCGCGAGCGCUCCAUCCGCAAGCCAUUCAACCCAAUGCUAGGCGAGACCUACGAGCUCGUUCGCGAAGACCGAGGCUUCCGCUUCAUCGCAGAGAAAGUCUCACACCGGCCCGUGCAGCUAGCCUACCAAGCCGACAGCAAAGAAUGGAGCCUCUCGCAGUCCCCGAUGCCCAGCCAGAAAUUCUGGGGCAAAUCCGCCGAGAUCACAACCGAAGGCCGCGUCCGCAUUACCCUGCAUAGCACCGGCGACCGCUACAGCUGGACGCCUGCAACAUCCUUCCUACGCAACAUCAUCGCAGGCGAGAAAUACGUCGAGCCUGUCGGCGAGCUAGCCGUCACAAACGAGUCCACUGGCCACCGUUCCAUCUCAACCUUCAAAGCUGGCGGCAUGUUCUCGGGCCGCAGCGAGGAAGUAUCCACCCGCGCCGUCGACGCAAACAACAACCCCGUACCCCUCGGCUUAUCCGGCACCUGGCCCUCCUCGCUGACUCUCACCCGCGACGGUAACCCCACCGGUAACACUAUCUGGACUGCCGGCUCGCUCGUCCCCUCCGCGCCAAAACACUACGGUCUCACGUCCUUUGCGGCCGCGCUGAAUGAAAUCACCUCGAUUGAGGAUAAGCAUUUACCUGUCACGGACUCCCGUCUGCGUCCUGACCAGCGCGCGCUGGAAAACGGUGACCUCGACCACGCGGAGGAGAUUAAGGUGCAGCUUGAGGAGGGACAACGUGCGCGCAGACGCGAGAUGGAAAAUGCUGGGGAGAGUUGGAUUCCGCGCUGGUUUACGCGGAUUAGUGAUGACUCUGAUGGGGAGGUUGCUUGGCGGCUUAAGGGUGGGAAGGAUGGGUAUUGGGAGGAGAGGGCUAGGGGGAGCUGGUCUGAUGUUGUGCCUGUGUUUGAGGAUUAG